GUACCUACCUGUGAUCUUUAUAAAACAGAACAGCCACUUAGCCCCAACCAAUCACCAUGAGUAUACGAACGUGUAUAGCGGUAUUAAUCACUGUCAUUAAACUGUGCAUCUGUGAUGACCGCUAUGGUGACCUAAAACAGAAUGAGGCUUUGUGUGCGCGUUUUGGAAUGAAUGCACUGUUCGACCCUGAAAUGGUGAUCAAGACAAAAUGGCGGAUAUACUACACUUGGAAUUUGAGAUUGUCCUUUGGAUGCCUUGAUAUGACGUUCAAAACUGUUAAUCCAAUGAUCAUCAACCGCUUCUAUUCCGACAUGAACAAGCACUUAGAGACGCAGCCAGUGUGGGAGGCGGCUACCCUGCUGGUGACCAUGGGCUACUUUAACCAUCAGAUGCUGCUGUUAGCUGAGCCUGGGCCCGCUGGCAAAUUUAUCGGCAUACCGAACAUCUCACAACGAGCUAUCGAGAUGCUGCCGCACCCAGCCAGCGUGCCGCUCCUCAAGUUCCAGCUGAAGCUGAUCCGCGACGGCAAGUUCCUGAUCAUGAUGGACUGCCACGUCGGGGCGGUGUCGCUCUCGGCUCGGUACAGCGGGACGCCGCCUACUGAGGAGGAGUUGGCCGAGGCUGUGGCUGAAGCUGGGCUGGGCGAGGGCUUCUCAGCUUGCAUGAAGGGAAAGAAACCUAUUAAAUUCUAGGACAACAAACGUCGACAUCAUUGAUAAAUAUACAGUACUUGAGUCCAAUUAUCCAAUACGGCUUACACCAACAUCAACCCAUUAAACAUCGACAACAUACAUCAUCAUAUAUACUGGGUCAAGCAGAUCUUGUCAGUAGAAAAAGGCGGCAAAUUUGAAAAAUGUAGGCGCGAAAGGAUAUCGUCCCAUAGAAAAUUUGAAUUUCGCGCCUUUUUCUUUGCUUGACCAUCUAUACAUAUCAUGUCACGUGUAUAUUUAUGUAUUCCUAUGUGACUUAGCAUGAAUAAAUGAAAAUGAAAUAGAAGUCAAUGUCCCACGAUCUAAGUUCAAGAUUUAACUAUGUUGAAUUUUAAAGUGGCUAAUAAAGUGUACUUUCUGUGACUACUGGAAUGUUAAAGCAAGUUUAGAUAAAUAAAUACCUACUUUAUAUAUUUUAAA
Molecule: messenger RNA, 1130 nt
Organism: Cydia splendana
Lineage: Eukaryota; Metazoa; Arthropoda; Insecta; Lepidoptera; Tortricidae
Exons: 3
Coding region: 57-692 (211 amino acids)
Source: RefSeq, a predicted model, not a curated record